Molecule: messenger RNA, 408 nt
Organism: Medicago truncatula (barrel medic)
Lineage: Eukaryota; Viridiplantae; Streptophyta; Magnoliopsida; Fabales; Fabaceae
Product: glutathione S-transferase T2
Exons: 1
Coding region: 1-408 (135 amino acids)
Source: RefSeq, a predicted model, not a curated record
AUGAGCAAAUUAAUAAAUAAAUGGGUUGGUGCUUAUGAUGGCGCUAAGCGUAUGCAAGGAAGCGGUUGGUCGGAAGAUGAUGUUAUGGCAAAAGCCCAGGAAUUAUAUGCAUGUGGGAAGAAUGUGCAAUUUACUUUAAAGGAAGAAUGGCGCGCUCUGCGAGAUCAACCACGGUAUGGUAGUCAAAUGGGAGGAAAUGUUGACUCGGGAAGUAGUGGAUCUAAGAGAUCUUACGAGGACUCUGUAGGAUCUAGUGCUCGUUCAAUGGGAAGGGAGGCAGCUAAAAAAAAAGGUAAAAAGAAAAGCAAGGACGAGACCUUGGAGAAGGUGGAAAAGGAGUGGGUUCAAUUCAAAGAAUUAAAGGAGCAAGAGAUUGAACAAUUGAAAGAGUUAACUUUGGUGAAAUAA